Molecule: messenger RNA, 3033 nt
Organism: Gossypium raimondii (Peruvian cotton)
Lineage: Eukaryota; Viridiplantae; Streptophyta; Magnoliopsida; Malvales; Malvaceae
Exons: 14
Coding region: 175-2625 (816 amino acids)
Cellular component (GO): plasma membrane
Source: RefSeq, a predicted model, not a curated record
GACUGAAUUAAGGACUUCAAAACAGUCCGCAAAUUAGAUCUUUAAUACGUUUUUAAUCGCCCACUAAACCAAAAACUUUUAUGCUUUUAAUUCCUUUAUAUAUAUAUACAUAUUAUCUCUUUCUUUAUUACUAUUAAUUUUCUGUUGGCUCCCUUCUUAGAAUCACCUCCCAAAAUGGCAGAAAAUUCGAUUCUUUGCUCGGUUUCCAGUUUGACUCUCAGCAUUUUCAUUCUCUUUUGUUGUUUAUUUGGGCAUUGUAAUUCGGUGGAGCAACUUGGUGGAUAUGAUACCUUUACUAUUUCAAGCUUCAAAUACCCAGAAACCCAGAUCAGACCUUUUGACAUGCAUUAUAUAAGAGUUGAUUUACCCCCAUGGUUCUCUUCAAUGUCGAUAGCAUUGAAGUCGAGUGUCAAUCUUGACAUUAAAAGUGCUAAAAAAGUUCCUAAAAGUGUGCUGCCGAUGAUAUGCUUCAGAGAUGGCAGCCUCCCAUUGCCAGAUGUCUCAAGCACUUCAUUAGAAGUUGCACUAUCUAACAGAUCUUUUGAUGGAAUACAAGUACUUCAAAAUAUGGAGCAGUGCUAUCCUGUGCCAAGAAAUAUGACAAUGAAGUUGACGAAUGAGCAGAUAUCUGCCAGGGUUUUGUAUUUUGGUCUUUUCAAUGGUGUUGGGCCUACAAGAACACAGUCAAAGAUGAUUGUUAGGAACCGUGCUUACUCCUUUACAGCUAAUAUUAGCGUGGAAGGAUGUACAACCUCAACAAUGCAAGGACAGUACUGCAACCAAACUAUUGAACUGCUUUCUUGUGCUCGAUCUGGUAAUAGUUCAGGAAAUGGUUCAGUAUCUGGGUUCUUCAAUCAAAGCAUGGUUUUGUGCAGGAACAAUUUUGAGACCUCCUGCCAUGGGGAUGGAGAAAUGAAAAUAUACUCCUUAGAGAUACUACGGAUAACUGAAUCCUUAACAAUUUCUGUACAAAAUCUAAGGUUAAGACCUCUGGACAGCAUAGGGAAUAGUAGCAGAAUUUAUUUAAUGUGCUUUGCUCGUUAUGGUGCAAUGCCAUUGGCUACUCUGCAUGAUUAUUCUGGUGACUUAAACCAAUCCCCUUUGGUCAUUCGCUUCCCAAAGGUUGGCCAGUGGUAUAUUUCUAUUCUAGCCCUUCAUCUUGCAAAGGAAAUUGGUGGGGCCCUGAGUAAUGUUUCAAAAGUUUGCUAUUCCUUGGAAGUGCAAGAACUUGAAUGUCCUUUGGGAAAGGCUGGGCCAAACUGUUCGUCUGAAAGAUACAUGCUUCAGACGGUUCUCAGGAAAUAUUCGACCCCUUUUGAAUCCUAUUAUUUGCCAGAUGGUGGGGAUGUGAUAUCAGAUGCUCUUAAUUUUCAUCUUGAGCCCCUUUUAAGCAACUACUCAGUUGGAGGACUGGACAGCUGGACUUAUUUUCUUCUGGAUGUUCCUCGAGGUGCUGCUGGUGGAAAUCUCCAUGUCCGGCUAAUGUCAGAUAGAAAGAUGAAUUAUGAAAUAUAUGCUAGAAAUGGUGGAUUGCCAUCACUUAUUAACUGGGACUAUUAUUAUGUAAACAAGACAAGCAGCAGUGGUGACUCCGUGUUUUUUGUAUUGUACAAUUCAAGUGAUGAAAAGGUCGAUUUUUACAUCUUAUAUGUUAAGGAAGGAAUCUGGAAUAUUGCACUAAGGCAUCUAAACAGCACUGGUGACAUUUCCGAUGGCCAGACUACUAUGUCUAUUUCACUUGAAAGAUGCCCUAAAAGAUGCUCCUAUCAUGGUGCUUGUAAAUCUGCUCUUGAUACAAGUGGAUUGACUUUGUACAGCUUUUGUGCCUGUGAUCGGAACCAUGGAGGUUUUGACUGUAGCAUUGAGAUUGUAUCCCAUCAAGGACACAUAUGGCAAUCGAUUGCACUAAUCGCAUCUAAUGCUGCAGCUGUGUUUCCUGCUUUUUGGGCUCUCCGGCAGAAGGCAUUCGCAGAAUGGGUGGUCUACACAGUGAGUGGAAUUUCAAGUGGAUUAUAUCAUGCAUGUGAUGUGGGUACCUGGUGUGUAUUGUCCUUUGGUGUUUUACAGUUUAUGGACUUUUGGCUGUCUUUCAUGGCUGUAGUGAGCACUUUUAUAUACCUCACAACAAUUGAUGAAGUCUUUAAAAGGGCAAUCCACACAGCUGUGGCUAUCCUUACUGCCCUGAUGGCCAUAACUAAGGCAACCAGGUCAUCCAAUAUUAUCCUUGUGAUGGGAAUCGGAGCGUUUGGUCUUCUUCUUGGGUGGUUGAUAGAGUUCUCUACCAAUUAUCGGUCACUUUCCUGUUCAAUGGGUUUAUGUUUGAACAGACUUGAAAGAUGGCCGAGCAGAGAAUGGCUGCAGAAUCUUGUAAACACUGUAAUGAAACGAUUUAGAUGGGGAUUUGUGCUUGCUGGUUUUAUUGCACUAGCCAUGGCAGCGAUAAGCUGGAAUCUUGAAAGCAGUCAAAGUUACUGGAUUUGGCACAGUGUUUGGCAUGUUGCCAUAUAUUCAUCUUCUUUCUUCUUCCUCUGUUCAAAAGUAAUAACCAUAAAUAGUGGGAACAGAACACCCACCGACGCAAACUAUCAGUUGACUCAGCAGGAUUCUCUCUCUCAAGGUGCAUAGGAAGAAGGAAGAUUUUUCAGAGAAUUGAACUUCACAUAAGGAAACAAGUUACCAUCAAAACAUGCAGGAAAAAAGUUUCAUCUGGCAAUAUAGUAAUUUGUAGACCCAAAAUAAUAUUCGACCUCUUCAAUAUCUUUCCCUUUUUUUGGUAAAUUGGCCUAUUUACCACCUUUUUCCAGGAUUAUCUUCUCCUGUGUAUAUAAUGUAUACACCAAUAGGUCGGGUAAAGAACUGAAGCAGCUUAGCAAUGUGACCCAAAAUCUUUUAGCCUUUGGGGAAAGCAAAGUGUGAGCAAUAGAUGCAGGUUUCUCUAUCUUGCAACUGUAAAAAGUAUUUGGAUUUUUUUUUCAAUAUUUUUCAUAAUUAAUUUUUAUUUAUCAAUAUGAUAAAGUGCUUUAGAUUUAUCAA